Messenger RNA from Brachypodium distachyon (stiff brome), 2052 nucleotides. Its product is annotated as protein NINJA homolog 1. Gene Ontology annotation, biological process: jasmonic acid mediated signaling pathway; negative regulation of DNA-templated transcription. Lineage: Eukaryota; Viridiplantae; Streptophyta; Magnoliopsida; Poales; Poaceae. The record is from RefSeq and is a predicted model, not a curated record. Gene Ontology annotation, cellular component: nucleus. The transcript is spliced from 3 exons. The coding region runs from base 354 to 1781 and encodes 475 amino acids.
UCUCUCUGUGCUCUAUCCUCACCCCUCCUGAUCAAUUUUUCUCUCCUCUCCCUCCGCUCAGCUCUCGCUCCAUGGCGGCUGCAUAGGGCUCCCCCACGAGAUCCCGUCCAUCCCCCACGAGAUCCCAGCCGUCCUCACUAGAUCCGGGCCGGCGGCGGGGAGAGGAGACCGGCAGAGGAGCAGGUCGGCGGGGAGAAGAGGCCAGCGACUGGGAGAGGAGACGGGCGGCGGGCUUCGGCAGAGGAGCAAAGUGAAGGCCGACUGAAAGAUAUGACAGCAUGAACUGGACUUGAAGGCGGUCUAGUGUUAUUUACCAGAAUUAGUUUUAAACCCUAAAUUACCAGAAACUAGAAAUGGAGGAUGGCCUUGAGCUUAGUUUAGGCCUCUCUUUGGGUGGGUCUUCAGGGAAGUCCAAGGCAAGAGAUGUUCCCCUAGAACCUAAAGCGGAACCUCAAGUGGAAGAAAGCAGUAGCAAAGGUGUCUCACAAGCUCCUGAUGCUCCUUUUGUGCAUUACUAUCAAACAAAUGCUGAGAACCAAGAACACAGUAGCAAGCAGAGGCAUACCCCUGCUACGCCACCAUUUGGAAACUUCUGGGGACAAGGGGGUUCCUCUGCUCCUGUGGCUGAUGGAUCCAGUGAGCCAGUGACCCAUCAAUCUCGGCUUCCUGGCUAUCAAGAUGGGUGGAAUUCAAAUAAUAAUGGAAAUAAUUCUGAGGAAAACAAGCCAGUCUCGAGUAAACGGAAGUUGCUUUCAGAAGAGACAAGUUUUCAGAAGAAGCAUCACACUGCUGCUGACCAGCCCGAUGCAUUCAGUAAGAGCUCAGAUGGAGGUGUGAGAAAUGCACCAAUUUCAAUUAGCACGGAUGAUGGCUCAACCGGUGAAAAUGAGGAUGUUGCGGAAUCAGAAGCGGAAGGCUCGAACUCCUGGUUGGUUGCGCAGCGGGAAGACAGUGCUAAGGGCUCUGUUGUAAAUAGAGGAUCUGACAUAAGGAGAUCCAAUGAUGAAGCUGCAGGUGGUUUUCAAGGUAAAAGGCAACCAAGUUUUUCAGGCAGUGAAUCUAGCUCUGGGAAAUUGCCACAUGGAAAUCCUUUGUCAUUACAAGCAUCAAAUGUAGUUACGGUGCCAUAUCAAGGCCAAGCUCAGGUUUCAGCUCCUCCCAGCAUAACUAAUGCAUCAAACUUUUCUCCGGUAUGCACAGUGCAGUUGAGGCCAGCCAUAAACAAUGGACUAACUGUACAGACGACAGGGAGUGCCUCCCAGGUUGCUUUUGGUUACCCAACAGGUCAACUGCCAAUACUCGAAACAAGCUCUUCUUGGGCUUUUGGUGCUCCACCACAGGCUAUUUCUUCAUUUGCUGCAAAAGAUAAAGUUGAACGACCAGGUGCCAAGCAAGCUGAUGGUGGCAAUAAACCUCAAGAGGCUGGCGCAUCCUCCUCUGCUCAAGUGGAGGAUGAUAAGAAGGCGGAUAGGGGAUUGCCUCUUAUGGGUUCUGCUAUAAGGCCAGGCAUCGCCCCAAAUGUCAAAUUUGGAGGUUCCGGAUCAUAUCCUGAUCUUCCCUGGGUUUCGACCACUGGGACUGGACCAAACAGCAGAACCAUAUCAGGCGUAACAUACAACUUUGGCCGGAACGAAGUGAAGAUUGUAUGUGCUUGCCAUGGCACUCACAUGACACCUGAGGAGUUUCUGCGGCACGCAAGUACAGAUGCCACGGGUCAAGAUAAUAAUACGACAAUGCCUGCUUUCCCUGUUGGAAAUCAAGCAGCCUCAGCCCAAAACUAGUUCACUGAUCUGUAUACUGGUGUCAGAUAAUCCUUUCCAUGUGCUCGCUGUGCCCUUUGUGUCUAACUCCCUGUCCAUUCUAUUGCAUGGUGUUUACCUAGUAUUGAUAUUUAUUAUGCAAGUUUUAGAGGUGUGCCAUGCUGUAUCUUUGGCAUUGUCGUGAACAAAGUUUGAUGUUUUUAUAGCUUGUUAUGUAUAAAGAACGAGUUUGGAGGUUCGAUGCCUUGACUCAGCGAAGAAGUGAUUUCAGUUUGAUGUUUUCAGCAAAGAA